AACCUGGAAUAUGCAGUCAAGAGGAAUGAAACAAACCUCUUUUCCUACCUGUAUUAGCUAUCUAUUGCUGUGUGACAAAUUACCCCAAAACUUAGUGGUUUAAACUAACAUUUAUUUCUCACAGUUUCUGGGAGUCAGGAGCUCAGGUGCAGCUUAACUGGGUCCCCUGGUUCUGGGUCACUCACAAGCCCACAGCGUCUCAGAGGUCAAUUAGGGUAGGAUCCACUUCCUAGCUCAUUCAUGUGGAUGUUGGCAGGAUUCCGUUUCCGCGAGCCACAUAGGCCUCUCCACGGAGCAUCUCACAACAUGGCAGCCUGCUUCACCCGUGUGAGGGAUACUGGAAAGUACUGUGAACCUUCCUCAGAGUCAGGAUGUCCAUUUAGAACCAAAACCUGUAUGGUGUUCUCUAUUCCAGGGACUCAACAUUUUCCUGAUUAAGCAUCACUUUUACUUUGCCCAGAGUUCUAUGAAAGACAAAAAGUGCGGGGGCUGUUGAGGAAACAGAGCUUGACUGCAGCAGGUCCCCCACUCUCGCCCUCCUCCACCUCUUGGGAAUUCCCAUAAGCCUUGGGGUAGAGACUUGGCAAAGCUGCAAGACCAUAGAGAGGCUGGUUAUGGAAACUCCUCUCCUCUGGAGACUGAAAGGGCAUUCAUUAUUUCAAACGGCUGACGUUGGGCAAAAUUGCCUUUGGGCAAAUUUCUACAAGAGGAAAUCUUAAAUCUUAAAGAACAAAGUCUCAGGCAAACGAGAAACACUGGAAAGGGCUAAAGAAGUUUCAGGUGUCAGGCAUUAAAAUUAUGGUUGGUUUCUGUCCAUCUCAUUAGGGGAGAAAAAAUAUAAAUGUACUUAAAUGGACCUGAGGGAAGUCAUAAGGUUGAUUCUGAGGGCUGAGUGAUCUGAACUUACAGACAAGCUUGAAGAAAAAAUCUAUACUGGCCAGAGACCAAGUUAAUGGAAAAUUUAAUUGAAGCGAAUGAAAGGCUAAGCCUCAUAGGUGGUGUGGCCCGGUGCCCUUUGAACCAGGAAGGCUGGGACAAGAGGCCACAGAGGGCCGUAAGGGAAAACGUGGUGAGCUUAUCUGAGCGAGAACAAGGGGCGGGACCAAGCCCCGGAGUAAAGGAAAUCUGCAAACCUCCACAAGAGCCUCAGUGAAAGGCAGCAGGAGGGCAGAGAGGAAAUCGGCUGGUUUCUGCCACCAAGAAGUCCCUCAGAGGUCCUCCCUACCUCCCACAGCACUGAGCACCAGCGGCGCUGGAGAGGGGUGUGCGGGACGCUGCCUGGUGGCAGAGACACGGCCACCCAAGAGAAAACAGCCACGGCCGAGGAGUGCCGGGUGAGCCCCGCGGGCAUGCACCGCUACAGCGUGGAUCCCUCCGCCUCCGCCUUCAGCCACAGGGGCUCCCUGCCCGCCUCCUCGUCGCUCUACUGCAAGAGGCAGAACUCCGGAGACGGCCACCUGGGGGGAGGCUCAGCCACCACUGCCGGUGGUCCCCGCAUGAGCCCCAUGUCCUCUGGAGGCCCCUCAGCACCUGGGCUGAGACCCCCUGGCUGCAGCCCCAAGAGAAACGGGACCUCUCUCGAAGGAAACAGAUGUGCCUCAAGCCCUUCUCCGGAAGGGCAGGAUGCCCGGCGGCCAAGGAGCAGGAACCCGUCCACCUGGUCUGUGGAGGACGUGGUCUGGUUCGUGAAAGAUGCUGACCCGCAGGCCCUGGGGCCCCACGUGGAGCUCUUCCGGAAGCACGAGAUUGAUGGCAAUGCCCUCUUGUUACUGAAGAGUGACAUGAUCAUGAAAUACUUGGGCCUGAAGCUGGGACCUGCACUGAAACUCUGCUACCAUAUUGAUAAACUGAAGCAAGCCAAGUUCUGAAGAUGUUUAAAGGAUAGAAGUGAAAUCCAGACAACAGAUCUCAAGAUCAUCUUCUGAAGCCUUACCAACAUCAGCCUUCAUCGCAAAGAUUCUCUUCUGAAAAAAAUAACAACCACAAAGACUUGGUCUUUUUAUAAAACUCGUGCAUCUUUGCCUUUAAAAAAAAUUCAACAUGGCCCUUUUGAAAGGUUCCUCUGUGUUAGUGAUUUGCCAAAAAAUUAUCCCCCAAAUCUAUCAUUUUUAACAUUCCUGGUAGGUUGGUUUCUUGUAGGGUGGGUCCUACUUUUAUAAUGAGAGUGUGGGGAACUGAGUGUUAUUACUCAAAGAGGACCCUUGAGGCUUCCAGUGAUGUUAGAAGGACCUUUAUCUCUGCAGCACCACCUGUCUUUAACUCGGACCUGGGGACCUAUCAUUGUGAGCCUUGCCUGAUUCAGCUCUGAAAGCUGUCUUCUGAGGAUAAAUGCCUCACUUUGCACUAUCUGGAAAACUUGAAUUCUUUUGCUCUCUGAAAGAGAAGAAGGAAAAAAAAAAAUUCUUUUCUUUUCCCAGUUAUCUGAAGUACUGUGUUGCCCCACUAGAGGGCAGACUGCUGAUGAAAUUUCAGGCCCCUCAUUGCAGUAGCCUGAUACUCAGUACCCAGAGGAUGGGUAGGGUUUCUGUGAACAAGAUCUAGCCUACACAGACAUGGGAAAUUUAUUCCCAGUGAGCACCACAGAUUGCAACUUGGGAAGAAAUCACCUUCUUCUAGAAGGUUCUAGUUCAUAUCCAAUCAUUAUUGACUGACUGAGAUGCAGCAAAGGCAAGAAUUUGGAAGCAUGUUCUUCCCAGAUGGGGCUUUGGAGUUCCUUCCCUUCCAGAGUCCUUACUGAAGUGUCAAUGUGUUGGCACAUGGGAGAGUCUUAGUGACAUUUAGCCAUGGUGUUUCUUAAAAAGAAUAAGAAGAAAGAUGUCUCGACUAAGCUUUGAAAUGGGAGAGUGCUGAUUUCUAGUCACACUGAAGGACUGUAUAGUUGUAUCUGCGGUUAAUUUUUCCAUCUUCAGCAAAUACACGGACAUGCUAUUAUGAGGUUUAAUUCAAUUUACAAAUAGGUUUUCCUUUCUCACCUUGGAGUAAUAGAAAAAAAAUUGAUUUCUACUCCUUUGCAGCUGUGUCCAGGGAAGGACAAUGAAUCCACAAUUUAUGAGACAGAAGGGCAACCUCAUCUCCAUUUUUCUUCUUAUCCUUUUCAUUUCUCUCCUCCCCUGUCUCUUUUUCCCUUCCUCUCUCACUUAACAGGAAACAUAUCUUCAAAAUGGAUGGUCCUUUGCUGUGGGCAUAUCAUUUUCCUUUAAAAGCACCUGUAGUGUUGGAGGUGAGGAGGACCUUGUGAUCUCUGGGAGGGCGAGGAUCAAGGACAACUCAGGGCCUCCCCUGGCCCAAAUGCAAGUUAGAAAAAGCACACCGUUCCCGGUGGGCAGCCUGGCAGGGGUCUCGGCUGGUGAGUGGGGCCAGGUGGGAUUUCAGCCCCCUCACCCCUCCACCAGCUGCCCUUGUGCAGGACAGGACCUGUACAGACUUGAGUGCAGCCCUGGGUAGAUUUGUGUGUUGAUCCUCUGUAAAUCAUACAGAACCUAGGCAAGGAUCGUAAGAAGAAUUCCAUGCCGUGCCAUUAGACCCACUUUGAUGAGUGAUAUUUGAGAAAGCACGUCAUAGCAAAAACCCUUUUUAGAUACACAAAUGGUGGCUGGAUUUAGAGCACAACAGAGAAGGGACAGAGGAGAAUGUCCUAAAAGUGCCCAGGGAACCGAGCUUGAGUUACCAGGUCAUGGAAGAGCUGAAUGUUGGUUCCGGCACCUGACAAAACUGCCCUGAAUCAGGCCUUGGGACAGAGUCCUCAAGAUUUUUAAGCGAUAGAUUGUCCCUCAAAGUCGGUUAAUUGUGAAAUGCUUGCUGCUGGUCUGGAGUUAGAGUCUCCCUCAAAAACCCAUGGAUAGCUUAUGCAUUCAGAAUGGCCAAUGUGAAAACAGUAAGAGCCAGAAAUCCCACAGCAACCAUGUUUCUCCUCCUUUUUCUCAGUCCUCUAAAACUUGCGGUGCCUCUUCCAUCAACAUAUACCUCAUACAGAGACUUUCAAAACUUCCUACCCAUUCUCAGUAGUGUCCCUUCAGGAUUAAAAACUUCAACAUUGGUGUCCCCCAAAUCCAAAUCAUCCCCAAACAGUAUCAGAUAGAUGCUUGGUGUGGUUUUCAGGGGAGAGAGAUUUUGCCAUCUCAAGUGUAGAAGAAAAACUGGGUCCACGUUCGUGGGAUCUGCUCUUACGGAGGUGCUAUCUCAUUUUGCAUUAAACUUUAAGUGGGACAGAUUGCUGAAGCCAUGAUAUUUAAGGUUUGACUUUUUAAAAAUCUUCUUACUCUUAAGAUGAAUGUUGCCAUAUCAGAGAAUAACCCAGGCAGGAAGUUCUUCCUUGCCUGUUUUUGCACUGAAAUGCAAUUAGCCCACCACAUUAUUGUUGUAAUACUGCAAUUAUAAUUAAUUUUCACCCCUUUCAAAAAUCUUGUCAAACCAGGCAGCUAAAUAGCUCAGCAAAUGUAAAACAUGCCAGGCCAUUUCCUCUAAACGGACCUUACAGAGUCAGGCCACGUGUGUCACCCCAUCCGACUGGGAGCUCUUCUGGGGGGCCUCGCUCUUGUGCAGACGUGGUGCUCGUUACUCCACGGCAGUAGCUUUGCUUCGGGUUGUGGCGAAUAAUGAUACAGUUUAGCAUAAUUCCAAAUUAGAGUGUGUGUGUGUGUGUUCAUGCUCCAAACACUUCCAAUUACACUUGUCUGUUAAACACUUUUACAAAAAAAGUCUAGAGACAGUUCUAUUGCCUAAGGCAUUUUAAAUAUUUAAUGAAGCACAUUAUUCCCUUUGUGAAGACUUCAGGUAAAAGAUGUGCAUUUUGUGUGUGUGUGUGUGUGUGUUUCCUGACACUGUAGUUGGAAGAGCCUUAGGAAGUAGCUAGGUGUGUAUCGGCUGUUGGAUUUGCUUGGUGUCAAAGGCUUCCCCAGCUUUGUGGCACAGAGGUGGAACCCACUCUAGGCUGUUACUACUGGGUAUCCCCUCUAAUGCCAGUAGGGUGCGCCCUGGAGGCUGCUGGGGGGUGGUUCUGGGGUUCUGGGCCUUCCCAGGUCAGGAGCUGGCUGACAGGACUCCACUCCGUGUGACUGAGGGGACAAGCCUAGCCAGGAAGCCCACGGGGCAGGACCAGCCGUCUGGAGCCUCGUUUAGUGCCCGCCAGAGCUGCACCGCUCCCCCAUCAUUUCCCUUCAGCAGGAAAAAGGAGUGGAGAGCACCUCACCAGAACCAAAUAGGAUACUGAAAUACGCCGGGGAGGGACACUGAGCUGCGGUUAGGAAGGAAACUGCGAGUUGGGGAAGACAAAACUACAAAUGUCUUAGGAAGACAGUAAGAGGGGGUCUCUUCUAACAGCCCCAACCCUUUAAGCUACAAUAUCCUAUUUUUGUAUUUAUGUGUGGAAUAGUUCUUAUGUUUUAAAACAUUAAAAUUAUGUUUUUUAUUUUCUGAGAUUGUUUUAGGAGAAUUUUGUCAUAGCUCCGAAGAUUGUUGGAAAUGCCCAGAAGUGACCAGGGACUUGAAUUUAGUCAUUGUCAGAAGGUCUUGAAAGACGGAGAUAUUCUGCUUUCUUUCCAAAGAACUAGCCAGGUUUCCUCCGUGUGAGCAGAAGGUGAGUGCUGCCUGCCGUUUGCUCUGACCUGGUGCUUUUCUAAGUCUUCUCCGAUGGGCUUAGGGGAGGAGGAGAUGGGACUCACUUUUUUUUUUUUUUCCUUAAACCUCAGAUAAUAAGACAGGGGACUGGGAAGGAGUGUGUGUUUUUUUUGGAAACUGCAAUAUUUCGUUAAGGAGAGGGAUGAACACCUGCCCAUGGGUGUGGUUUAUUUGUUGUCACAAACACACUCCAAGAACUGAGUCACUGCCCAGCUCUGCUCUGGUCUUGCCAUGUGCCUUAGUCUCCAUGGCAUGAGAGGACCAUGCUGAGAACCCCAGCUGUGACCCCAGCAGACGGUCAGCUGUUUAGAGGUACAAGCAGUCCUGUUCCCACCUUGUGAUGUCACCCUGGUGGCGCCUCUCACACAACUCCCGCCGGUGCUGCCCUGGGAAGAGCCCUGGGAGCCUCAGCUUCCGGAGUCCCCUUCCCUCCAGCCACUAGCCUAAUCGAAGACGAUUCCUUUGCGGACAAUUGGAAGCUGAAUUUUUGGAAAUCUAGCAUUUACUUGAAAGAGAAUCGCUCUUAUCUAUUGCCACCAGUUAAAUAUUAUGGAAACAUGUCUGCUAACAAUUUGCUUUGUGUAAUUUGUUCUAAUGCUAAUAAGUAACAGCUGGGACACUUCCUGUGGUAAAUUCCUUUGUGGUUACAGUGGUAUGAUCACACAUGGACUUCACCAAAUCGCUGUACUUGAGAAGAACGCUCACUCGCUCUCCCAGGUUGCAGGAAAUUCCCAAACUGAGAAGCAGUUCUGGGCAAAAGCAUAUAUUUUUAGAGGAGGAUUUGCUUUUCUUCAUUCUCUUGUUUUCCUAAACAGGGCCCCAGACCUAUGCUCUUAAAAUCCUGCAUAAAGAGCCUGGGGUUCUCCUCCCGCUUGGCGUUGAGCUUGGUUUCCUCCAGAGGAAAAGACAGCAAGCAGAGCUAAAGAAUGACACCAGCCCCCAGGUCAGUGUGCUGUGCCCAGAGCUGAUAUGGAGAGGACAGGGCGAGAGCAGUGGAGAUGCAUCUGAGAGCCAAGUGCUGUUCAGCAGCUGAUUAGGUAGUGAUGGCAGACAGCGUGGGCAUCUUGCUGUCCAGAGGGUCUAAAUGUACCACUCAGACUUGCUCAGGGCCGUCAGCCCACCAUUCUCUGCUCUGUAGCUCGACCACAUGACCUGAGCCACGUACUAGAUGCUCAUCGCAAAGGCCAGCACAAAUGCCUUCUACUGGAUCCUACUUUGGAACACAACCAAAGCCUUGCUUCUCCAAACAGCUCACUAGGAAAUACCCGACCUUCACUGGGUGUCAUUUUACAGUAAGCAUAUAUGACCGGAGGCUACCUCCACCAUAACCUAUAAUUGUAGCAUCCUCAAACCUCAGGAAGGCUCUACCUCCCCAUCCAGUGCUGGAACGCCUUCCCUACAGCCCUGAGAAAUGGCUCUGCCUGACCGCAUCCCAUUAGGAGGCGUUCACUCCCAUAGGAAGUGGCUUAUUUCUCCGUUGGACAGCUCUGGUUGUGAAAACAUUAUUUCUCAGGGAGACACAGAUGUCUGUGAAUCAGACACAGACGUUUGAGAUGAAGCCAACUCUGCAAUCCUCUUUUAAACAGAGCUCAUCCAGGCAGGAACCACACCUACAAUACAAAUUGACGUUGGCAAGUCCAGCCCAGCUCCACUACAUUAGGGCAGAGGAACAGACACCGCAUACAAAUGCAGGACUCAGAUAGGUCGCAGCCAUCAGAUUCAUCAACCCUGUCAUGAAAAACUAUUAAAAUUCUUGUGACCUCACACACACACAAAAGGGUGUCCUGGGAGAAUCUUCAGUGUCAUUGUAAGUCUGGCUUUGGUCACAUAAGCACACGAGUAACAAAAGAUUGCGUGAAUGAAUCUACAAGUCCAUGGGCCUCAUUAGCUGAAGAAAACACCAUGACACGCGGAGGUUCCAUCUCUUAAUUGUACUCACUGGUGAUUUAAUAAACUAGGGAAGCUUUAGUUUAUAGACAAAAACAAGGAAUAAUUGAUGAUAGAAAAGUAAACACGGUCUGUUGUGAAUUUAUGCAAGCCUUGUGCAGUUCAUGACACCAAGCCCAAGCCGAUUUCAUGCUUGUGCGUGCAUUCCCCAGUGAGCGUGUAUUUGUGAGUUAAUGCAAUAAGAGAUGGGAAUUGGGGGAGGUUUGGGAAGGGAUUGCCAAAGGAGAUUUAGCUUUCUAGAGCAUUCUUAUUCAGAAGAACUAUCUAGCAAUGAUUUAGAAAUCAGACAAAACAUAGUUUAUGUAGUUUACUUAGAUAAACUUCUGGAUUGUGGGGCAGACUCUCUAUGAAAAUCGUUCAAUCUUGGUAACUUGGAAAAAGCAGCUAAAAUCCAGCACCUUGCCCAGCACCUGUCAUACAAAAGGCAUCUCAUUCAUAUUCAUUGACUGACUUAAGGAACUUGUCUAGUUUUCAUAUUUUAUUCAAAAAGCCAUGAGUUUCUUUUGGGAGCUCAUAUCUUUACUGAGAGGAGAACCACUGAAGGGACAGGCCAGAAGAGCAGGAGGCCUUUCCAAUGGUUCUCCAAACGCUUGAGCAGGCCAACCCUGUGGUCACCGAUGUGAGUUUCUGUCUCCUCUUUUUGUCGUAGGAUCUCACAUUCUGCUUAGCUCCAUGCUCCACUGUGAGUGUUAGAGAGGAACAAAGGCUUCUUCACAGCUGUACUGUUUUUUUCCUUUGCAGAUUUCUUUUUAUUUUAUUUUAAAUUUUUUAUUGAAGUAUAGUCAGUUAUAAUGUGUCAACUUCUGGUGUACAGCAUGAUGUUUCAGUCAUACAUAUACA
Vicugna pacos (alpaca) is the source of this 8403-nucleotide messenger RNA. RefSeq names its product Scm polycomb group protein like 4 (gene SCML4). The record is from RefSeq and is a predicted model, not a curated record. Gene Ontology annotation, molecular function: chromatin binding; histone binding. Gene Ontology annotation, cellular component: nucleus. NCBI's taxonomy places the organism in Eukaryota, Metazoa, Chordata, Mammalia, Artiodactyla, Camelidae. Gene Ontology annotation, biological process: negative regulation of DNA-templated transcription.